AGACAUUUCAUCAAACAUGUCAGCGAAGUGGCGCGCCCUUCAGCACCGCCACCGCUACACCUACAGCGCCGUCGUGUUCGCUCCUUCCUUCAUCGACUCUCUCCACCACCUCCUCUCCCACCAACUCUGUUCCCAUUUACACGCCAAACUCCUCCACCUCACUUCCCUCAACUCCACAUACGCACAACUCAACCACGCAAAGCAACUCGCUUCCUCAUUCUCCGACUUCCUCAUCCGCUCCGAACCCGAACCCGAAUCCGUAUCCGAACCCGCGGUCCGUUUGGCUUCUGGGUUUUACUUGGAGCUUGUGUUUCUUGAAAAUUCCGUGCCCUUGCACCGAACCCUUGUUUCUGUUCUCGCAAAGGUGCGGGCUUUCCGUUCAAUAAUUGGUGGGUCUUUCCUUAAACUCUGCGAGGACUAUGGUAACCGUGGCAAGGGGAAACGGUUCACCGUGUCGCGCGCGGUGUUGUCGGUUCUGGGUAUGCCCAAGUUGGGGUACCUGGUUGAUGUUGUUGAAGGUUGUGCUGUUGUGGUAGCUUGGGACGUGGUUCGUGGUUUAACCGGUGUCGUUUUUGAGAACAAUGAUGGAUUGGCUCGACCUUCCCCUAUUGUUAUGGAACAGUGUCAAGAGGCUUUGUCUUGCUUGUAUUACUUGCUGCAGAAGUUUCCUUCCAAGUUCAGGGAAUUGGGUAGUUCUGAGAAUGGUGUGGUUCUAGAAGAAUUAGAAGGCUAUUCAAGUGUUAUGGAGGGGAUUGUUAGUGUUGUUUUGAGCAUAUUGAAUUCCUCUGCGUUUUCCAGGGAUUGCUUUGUGGCUGCUGGGGUAGCACUCUGUGCAGCUCUUCAAGUUUGUAUCAGUUCACAAGAGCUUGGACUGGUCUUGUUUCAAGGUAUAUUUAACUUAAAGGCCUCGAAUUCGGAUGUUGGUGGUUAUUGUGAUAGUGAAUUUAGAAAUGCCAUUGAUAAAAUUCCUUGUAAGGGGGGUAUCUAUCAGGGAAUGUGUAGUCUUUCUGUGCUGAGUAGGCUUUGUCUUAUAAGAGGGAUUCUUACUUCAGUUUCUAGAAACUUGCUUAACACUCAUUUUGGUGAUGUAAAUGGCUACGAGGUUCGAAAAGACGGUGGAGUGCGUAUCAAGACUAUAUUGUAUGAUGGAAUUUUGCCUGAGCUAUGCAAGUAUUGUGAGAACCCUGUUGAUAGCCAUUUCAAUUUUCAUGCAUUGACUGUGAUGCAAAUUUGUUUACAACAGAUAAAAACAUUGAUGUUAUCGAAUCUUACAGAUUUGUCGGGAGAGUAUGAUCCUAUUCCUGCAGAAAUGGGGAUGCGGAUACUUAGGAUUAUCUGGAAUAACUUGGAAGACCCUUUGAGUCAAACGGUGAAACAAGUUCAUCUCAUUUUUGAUCUUUUCAUGGACAUUCAAUCAUCCCUUUGUUGGUCAGAGGGUGGUGACAAAAUAAACAAGUUUUUGCAGAAGAUCGGAUCAGAUAUUCUUUCCCUGGGGUCAAGAUGUAAGGGAAGAUAUGUUCCUCUAGCAUUGCUAACCAAGAGGUUGGGAGCGAAGAAAAUGUUAGAGAUGAACCCGAACCUUAUAUUUGAGGCAAUACAGGCAUAUGUCGAUGACGAUGUCUGCUGUGCUGCCACAUCAUUUCUCAAGUGUUUCCUUGAGUAUUUGCGUGAUGAGUGUUGGGAGACUGAUGGCAUUGAAGGUGGGUAUGCCCUCUAUAGAGGGCAUUGUCUUCCCCCAAUUCUGUACGGGCUAGCUUCUGGAUUCUCAAAACUUCGAACCAAUAUAAAUACUUAUGCUCUGCCAGUUUUACUGGAAGUGGAUGUGGAUAGUAUAUUUCCUAUGCUUAGUUUCAUUUCAGUUGGACCAAAUGGGGGUGAAAAUGAACUGCAAUAUCCAGAGCUUGUUUGUGUGAACAUGGAAUUGAAUCUUGAACAGAGAAUUGCAAUUCUAGUUUCUUUGCUCAAGGUAUCUCGGUCACUUGCUUUGGUUGAAGGGGACAUUGAUUGGUCUGAAAAUCCUUCAGCAGAUGAAAAAGAGCCUGGGCUGGGAACAGAAAGCCAUGCUCUUGUUUGCAUAAAGGGAAUAAAUGUUGAGAUCCAUGUUCAGUGGCUAGUAAAUGCAUUGACCCAUGUGGAUGAGUCACUACGUGUUGAUGCUGCUGAGUCUCUUUUCUUAAACCCCAAGACGUCUAGUCUGCCUUCUCAUUUAGAGCUAACUCUAAUGGAGGAAGCUGUGCCUUUGAAUAUGAGGUGUUGCUCUACUUCUUUUCAGAUGAAGUGGAGCAGCUUGUUUCGUAAGUUCUUCUCUAGGGUUCGAACAGCCCUUGAGAGACAAUUCAAGCAAGGAAGCUGGAACCCUCUUGAGCAUAAUAAAGCUAAUGAAGUGUAUCCUUUGAAAGGGAAUAAAGAAUUGGCAAUUAAAAGAGCAGAUGAUCUUUUUCGCUUUAUGAGGUGGUUGAGUGGAUUCUUAUUUUUCUCAUGCUAUCCUUCCGCUCCUUACAAGAGAAAAAUAAUGGCAAUGGAUCUCAUCUUGAUUAUGAUAAAUGUUUGGUCUAUUAAUCCGUCAAUUAGUGAGGAGUUUAAUAGUUCUUUGUCUGGAAAUCAUCUAUAUCCUUACAGUAAGGGAAUGACUUCAUCUGAUUCAACUCUAUUGUUAGUUGGUUCAAUUAUUGAUAGUUGGGACAGGUUGAGAGAGAGUUCCUUUCACAUAUUACUCCAUUUCCCAACCCCACUACCUGGAAUUUCAAAUGAAGACAUGCUGAAGAAGGUAAUUGAAUGGGCUAUGAAAUUAGUUUGCAGUCCACGUGUAAGGGAAAGUGAUGCUGGAGCUCUAACUUUACGGCUUAUUUUUAGAAAGUAUGCGUUGGAGCUAGGUUGGUUGAUUGAAGACUCAUUCAAGGUUGUCCAUUUAAGCUCAAAGUCUGAAUUGGUAAAUGAUGUUAAUCAGUCUAGUAAAUUGAGGAAUCCCGUGAUACUGUAUAUGAAAUCAAUGAUUGAUUGGUUAGAUGUUGCUGUAAGAAAUGGAGAGCAAGAUCUUUCUAAAGCAUGCGAGAGCAGCUUUGUCCAUGGUGUAUUACUCGCUUUACGUUAUACUUUUGAGGAAUUGGACUGGAAUUCGGAUGUCAUAUCGUCUAGCAUCUCAGAGAUGAGAUAUUUGUUGGAAAGACUUUUGGAGCUUGUUGUGCGGGUAACUUCAUUGGCACUUUGGGUGGUUUCUGCAGAUGCUUGGUAUCUGCCAGAAGACAUGGAUGAGAUGGUUGAUGAUGAUAAUCUUUUGUUGGAGAUACCAGAUCAUGAGCAUGAGCACAUGCCUUCAUCUGAAUAUGAGAACAAUAAUUCAAAGCCUUCCCAUGAUGUCAGAUCAUCGGAACAGAUUGUCAUGGUUGGUUGCUGGCUGGCUAUGAAAGAGGUGAGCCUUCUUUUGGGGACUAUUAUAAGAAAGGUACCAUUGCCAAGUAAUGCAUGUUCAGAUUUAUCUGAGACGGAGGGUUUUUCUGUUGAUAAUGCUGCCUUUUCAUCUAAUUCUGUGAUUGAUUUGGAACAACUUGAAACAAUUGGGAAUCACUUUCUAGAAGUUCUCUUGAAGAUGAAGCAUAAUGGUGCAAUUGAUAAGACAAGGGCUGGGUUCACAGCUCUUUGCAAUCGUUUACUUUGCUCAGAUGACCCAAGACUUCAUAGGUUGACAGAGUCCUGGAUGGAACAACUUAUGCAAAGAACUGUGGCCAAAGGACAAGUAGUGGACGAUUUGCUGAGAAGAAGUGCUGGAAUACCUGCUGCAUUUACUGCUCUGUUUCUCUCAGAGCCAGAAGGCACACCAAAGAAGCUCCUCCCACGGGCAUUAAGGUGGCUUAUAGAUGUAGGUAAUGGGUUUAUGCUGAAUCACAUUGAAACUGAUAGCUUGAAUGAUAACUCCUGCAAGUCAAAUGAUUCAACAAAAGAAAAUAAUUCUACACAGACAGAUGAAACAAAUGUGAGACAGAUGUUGUCAAAGAUCAGAGAUGAGGGUGUGAUUCCUACAGUGCAUGCAUUUAAUGUUCUAAGAGCUGCAUUCAAUGACACUAAUUUGGCCACUGAUACGUCUGGUUUCUCUGCUGAGGCUUUGGUUUUGUCUAUUCGCUCUUUCUCUUCACCAUACUGGGAAAUCAGAAAUAGUGCUUGUCUGGCUUAUACUGCUUUGGUUCGUCGCAUGAUUGGAUUCCUCAAUGUUCAUAAGCGAGAAUCAGUAAGACGUGCACUAACCGGGCUUGAGUUUUUUCAUAGGUAUCCAUCACUGCAUUCAUUUCUGUUCAAUGAACUGGAAGUUGCAACAGAGUUUCUGGGUCCUGCAUCUUCAGGGGAUUUAGAAUCCAUCCGGGGAAAUAAUCUGCAUCCAAGCUUGUACCCUAUUCUGAUUCUCUUAUCUAGGCUCAAGCCUUCAUCAAUUGCUGGUGAGACAGGAGAUGAGCUAGACCCUUUCCUUUUCAUGCCUUGGAUUAGGAGGUGCUCAACCCAAAGUAAUUUACGAGUUCGUGUUCUUGCAUCUAGAGCUCUAACAAGUCUGGUAUCAAAUGAGAAAUUGUCAUCAGUCCUUCUCAAUAUUGCAUCUGAGUUGCCCUGUGUAGAAAACCUAGUCAAAUCAGCUACUUUUCCUGUUGUUCCGUGUACAACUAAUGGUUCCUACAGUAUUUCCUUCAACUUAAUUCAUGGAAUUCUCUUGCAGUUGAGUUCUUUGCUGGAUAUAAAUUGUAGGAAUCUUGCUGAUAACUCAAAGAUGGAUCAUAUCAUUGGUGAAUUGAUCCAAAUUCUUAUGCUUCGGUCAGGGAUUGCAAGACCUACUCAUUGCCCGUGCCCUAUCCUCAAUGAAACAUUCUUAAGGGUUCUGGAUCAAAUGCUCAAUAUUGCAAGAACAUGCCAUAUGACCAAACAUUUCUAUUCCAUUCGCAACCUGCUUUUAGAGUUGUCAGCAGAAUGCUUAGAUUUAGAAUCUUAUGGCCUGUCGUAUUAUGACCCAACCAUUGCUGAACUUCGUGAACAAGCUGCCGUGUCCUAUUUUGGUUGUUUGUUUCAUGCAUCUAAGGAUGAGGAAGAGGUAAUCCAUUUGCCUAUGAGACAUUCCCUUCCCAGUUCUAAAUCAUUGCCUAAACAUGAAUUGGAGAAUGUUUCUGCUAGUCUUUUAGAUAGGUUGAUUCGCUGCUUGUCAGACUCAUUAUAUGAAGUUCGACUUGCAACACUAAAGUGGCUGCUGAAGUUCCUGAAAGCAGCCGAAUCUGGUGGUAAGGUCUAUGAUAUUUCCAGUAAUGACAUCAUGGUUGUUCAGAUCUGGGCAAAAGCUAACCUUCAUGAAACCUUGGUGAAGAUUUUGGCAUCAGAGAAGAACCAGAGGUGUACCUAUUACCUUCUGAGGAUCCUUGUAGCUUGGAAUUUGCUGCAGUUUGAAAAAGCAAGCCAUGACAAGUGCACUGGCACAAGUUAUGUUGGUGAAAUGGACUUUGACUCUGUGUCGCAAUUUUGGAACGAACUAGUUUCCUUGUACAAGCAAACAAGACAUGCAAAGACUCGAGAAAUCCUUGUUUGCUGUCUGGGAGUAUGUGCUAAGAGAAUUACAAUGUUAUUUGAAAGUUCUAUUCUGUCUGAUGAAGGAAUGGGAAAGUUUACUGUAUGUAGUGAAAUUAGUCAGGAGGAAAUGUUAGGUUGGUUGUUUGACUGCAUUGUUUUUUUCUGCAACAUGGUUAAACAAUGUAGUUCAUCAUCUGAACCAGCAAGUAUGCGCAAGGCAGCAGCUGAAUCCUUGAUAGCAUCUGGUUUGCUUGAGCAGGCUGGGCUCCUUGGCUCGUUUGUUUUUAAUAACCACAUUCCCGUGGGCACUUCAUCUUCUAGUUUUGAAAAAAAUGAAGCUGUGAAUUUGUAUGCUCAUCGUGUACUAGAUGCAUGGUACACAUGCAUCAGGCUUUUGGAGGAUGAAGAUGACUCUGUUAGAUUGAGGCUUUCCUCAGAUGUUCAGAAGUGUUUUACUUCAGAAAGAACUAGAAGCAACCUUCCUACUGGAUUGGUUCCAAUGCAAGUAGAUAGAGUGAUAAGAUUUUGUUUUGACCAUCUCUCUUUUAUUUUUGGUCACUGGAUUGAUUACUUCAAUUACCUUUGUCAAUGGGUAUUGCAUGCUAAUACCUAUGUAGCAUCCCAAGGAGAUCUUGUGAGGCGUGUUUUUGACAAGGAGAUUGACAAUUAUUAUGAAGAGAAGCUGUUGAUCAGCCAAAUUUGUUGCUCCAAUAUGGAAAAGCUACCUAUUUUGAAGUCCUGGGCUGACAAAGAUGAACUCAGGAGUUAUUUACAUGGAUGGAGAAUGAGAUUUUCCCAUCAAUUGGUGUCAUAUGCUGAAGAUCAUAUUGGGAAACAGGAAGGGAAUGAUUGGAUAGGAGGCGUGGGUAACCAUAAAGAUACAUUUUUACCCUUAUAUGCAAAUUUACUUGGUUUCUAUGCCCUUUCAAACUGCAUUUUCCUAGUGUCUGGCAAUGAUGAUGCCAAACAUCUUCUAUCUGAUGUAGUUGUGCUUGGAAAAACCAUCAAUCCAUUUCUUAGAAACCCUUUAAUUUCUAACUUAUAUACGUUAGUCCUAAAAUCACAUGAGAAAAUGACAUGUGAUGUUGGUAACAGCCUGUUCCCUGAGAUGGGAAAUGACUCCAUCUGGGAUAGUUUUAAUCCUUAUUUUCUUAUUGGCUAGGAUUUGUAUAUUAGCUGUAAUUUCUCAUGCAAGCCGUUUAUGGGAGGCUUGAGGAAGUUUUGGAAUUGUUAUACUAUUUUUCCCCAGUGUUGAUUAUGCAGAGCAGUUGUAACUA
Molecule: messenger RNA, 6812 nt
Organism: Gastrolobium bilobum
Lineage: Eukaryota; Viridiplantae; Streptophyta; Magnoliopsida; Fabales; Fabaceae
Exons: 4
Coding region: 17-6697 (2226 amino acids)
Biological process (GO): tRNA methylation
Cellular component (GO): cytosol
Source: RefSeq, a predicted model, not a curated record